Messenger RNA from Prunus armeniaca (apricot), 1524 nucleotides. The record is from the annotation of a GenBank genome assembly. Lineage: Eukaryota; Viridiplantae; Streptophyta; Magnoliopsida; Rosales; Rosaceae.
AUGGGUUACGAUCAGCAGCGAGAUCGUUUAUACGAGGACAUGCCCGAUUCCGAGCUCGAUGAUUCGAUUCGUCGGAACAAGCUUACUCGGCAGAAGAUGGCCCACAGAUUGCCUGACAAAGGCGAAAAGCUUCAAAUUGCUCUUAAGCGGAUGGAGGACGAAUGGGAGCGACGGAGGACACUAAGACGGGAGGGGACGGGUACUGGUAAGUGGGAGAAGCCCACACAAGCCGUGAUCUCUAGAAAUAUAGGUGCUUCUAUUGGCUCCAGUGAGGAGGCUUCAUUCGCUUCCCUUUUUAAACGAAAGCUGGAAGAAAAUUCAGAUUCUAGGACAGCUAGUGAAUAUCAUGGAGAAUCAUCUUUACAUCCCUGUAACCAGCAGAACAUGAAAAACAAUGGAGAGUUAUUGCAAAAGGGAGGACAUAAAGGUCGUUCUUCAUCAAGAUUUUUGCGUCGUCAAUGCCCUAGCAAUUUCUAUCAUAAAAGAGAUAAAUGCUCUCUUUCAAAUGGUGAUCAUAAAGGCAUGGAUUCUUCCCCUUAUCCACUUCGCCACUGUGGGGAGAACACGUCUAGUUGUGCCACAAGGAAUGAUGCUUCUCAAGUAAAUGGUUUGAGGCCUAAGAAGGCUCAGAACAUUGUUGUUGUGGAUGACGAGGAACCUCAGUCUAUGGACACGACAGAGGAAGCAGAAGAACUUCCUGAAUGCAUGAAAGAGACUAAGAUCUACUACCCAUCAAGAAGAGAUCCAGAAUCUGUAGAAAUUUGUUAUGCGGACAUCAAGUGCCUUGAUCCUGGAUGCUACUUGACAUCGACUAUUAUGAACUUCUACAUCCGAUAUCUACAGCAACAAGCAUCCUCAAAGGACAGGGGAAUAUUCGACUGCCAUUUCUUUAAUACAUUUUUUUACGAGAAGCUCAAAGAGGCUGUCGCAUAUAAGGGGAACGACAAGGAUAAACUUUUUGGUAAGUUUAGAAGGUGGUGGAAGGGUGUUAAUAUAUUCCAGAAGGCAUAUUUACUUAUUCCGAUUCAUGAAGAUGUACAUUGGAGUCUAGUGAUUAUUUGUAUCCCUGACAAGGAAGAAGAAUCUGGACCAAUUGUACUUCAUUUAGAUUCCUUAGGAGUCCAUUCUCCCAGAUCAGUUUUUCAAAAUAUUAAAGGCUAUUUGAAAGAAGAAUGGAACUAUUUGGAUCAAGAAGUCGCCGUUUCAGAUAUUCCUAUUUCAGACAGUAUAUGGAACCAACUUCCCAAUAAAAUUGAAGAGAAAAAACUUGCGGUCCCCCAACAGAGAAAUGAGUAUGAUUGUGGUCUCUUUGUACUUUUCUUCAUGGAGCGAUUCAUUGAAGAGGCUCCUCAAAGGCUGCAAAGGAAAAAUUUAGCAAUGUUUGGCAAGCGGUGGUUCAAACCUGAAGAGGCUUCCAGUUUGAGAAUGAAAAUCCGGAAGCUACUCAUACAAGAAUUUCGAGAUGCACAUCAGGUUAAUUGCUCUAAAGAAUCUUCUCCACAGUCUGGUGCUUCUGAAGAAUGA